GACUCAAUCGAGUCUCAGUAGUGUGAUAGCUUUUGCCAGAGAAGGGGUAGUGUGACGUUAAGUCCGUGGUGACCUGUGUGUGCAGGCGGCGCAAUUCAAAGUGUUUGUCGUAUUUGGCCUCCUCAGAAGAAGUUUCUCCUUUCACUAGUAUGUUUGUGUGAAAAGAAAAUACAUAGACUGUAAGCAAGACACGUAUCCAUAUAUAUGUUAUCAGUGUUUACUUUUCUCCUUUUAGCGUGUACAAAGUGCGCAAUAAACUGAUUAAAACAUGUAGUCUCCCACACACUCCUGACGUGCUGCUAUUACGUUUAGGUACUUAACUAAGCCAGCGAGGAUUGUUAGCAUGUCAGAAUGAGCUGUUCUGUGCUGACAGUGGUGGCCGCCCUGUGCCUGGUAGGCCGCCUAUCCGUGGGCGCGGGUCAGGCCCAUGGGCAGGGGGAGGCACACUGGUCUGAGAUGGCCGAGGUGUCACCCGCGUCAGAGACUGCCGCGGAAGCACCCGGGCCUUCUGUUGACAGUGACGGGAGGCAAGGCACGUCACAAGUGGUCGCCACAGAAAGGGCCGACACGACUCACCUCGCCUGGGAUGCUACAACGGCUGCCUCCCGAGGCGUUCCGCCUCAACACUCUGAAAGCCUCGUCUUCGAGGGUGACGAGCAAGAAGAGGUGGUCACUACGCCUGCAGAAGACAUUGUCCCCUCACCUCCAGAAGACAGCUUCACCACGUCGCAGGAAAACAUCCUCACUACCACCCAAGAGAACGUCCCCGCCACAAGUGAGUUCGGCGAUAUCCUCGUGAUGACGCCAGUUCUCGAGGACGGACGGGUCCCGACGAGUGUCCAACAGCUGGUAAUCUGUACCUGUCCUCUUCCGACCAACGAGGGCUGCAGACGCUUCCUUUCCGGCCUUUACAUCGACGGGAAAGACGAGCAGUAUCUCGACAUCGAAAAACCUGUGAGUGCCCUGAGAGUUGCGGUGCACAACGUUACGUGCGAAAAGAAGGACCACCGCUUCAUGAACCUCAGCGAGGGACAGUUCUUUUUCAGGGAUCGCGGCGACCUCAUCCUGCGCAACGUAGCGGACUUGGAAGGCCUCCGCGUCAACGAUUACUGCGCCGACCCACGCAAGGACAAACGUGGGAACAUAAAGUGGACCAUAAAGGUGUGUGUGCCCCCCCCCUCGGUGCCCCGCUGCUGCCCCUCUGGCCAGGCUUUGAGGGAUGGGAAGUGUGAGGCUGCCAACGCGCCCGCCAUUCUCGAGCCGCCCAUGUCAGUAGGACUGUACGAACCGCCCAUUAAAUGGCCGAUCAUAAAGAACCAUUACAACCCUUUGACGUGCACCUCAGACACACUUAUUGCAGUACCGCUGGUUCCCAAUGAAUCAUACUUACUAGCAGUUCCAACCGGAUUGACGCACAUUUGGUAUCCCAAUGACCCUGAUGUUUUAAGAAAGUAUACAUAUCCCCCCGACCUCUGUGUUGACGGGUACGUGGACGCAUCAGGGUCGGUGCGUUACACAGCCAACUUCUGUUACACACAACCAGAAGAGUUGCAUCACCGAGUUUGCGACGGACAUACUUGUGUGCGAAAAUGUUGCCGAAACCACGAGGAAAUGAGCCUCUCUUUGUACCGCUGUGUUCCGUCCAACGCCACUACCUUCACCCCUCACUUUAUAGCGCCACCUGAUGAUUACAGAAUAGUGAAUGGAUAUCCUCUGUGCAUAUCUCAAGUAUUAGUUGAAGAAGUUAUGCUUGAUAGUAGAGGUAAUUUACAUUUUAACCACGAAGCUUUGACCGCCAGGGAAUACUGCGUUGAUAAGUUUAAUGACGGCUUGGGUGGUGUCUUUGACAAGGCAAAAGUGUGUGUUAAAGAACAGUCAGCGUGGACGAAGACCCGACGAAUAAUGCUGCCAGCGUGCCAGGUUAUCUCCUUUCUGUUCCUGACGUUAACGGUGGGGUGUUACUGCGUGGUGCCGGAGCUGCUGCAGGGCGGAGGCUGGUACCAACUGUUCCACGUGCUGUCCCUCAUGUUAGCAUACGCGUCCAUGAUUGCACAGGACCUGCUCAUCAAACUUUGGACAUCAUCUACCUGUUUGGCCAUGGGUAUUGUUCUUCAGUUCGGGUUCCUCGCCACGUUCUUCUGGCUCAACGUGCUGUGCUUUGAGGUUUGGAGGAAGAUAAGGAGUCUUAACAACUACCUCGCCGCCACCACCGUUCCCAUCUGGGUCUACCUGCUCUACGCCUUCGGUAUGCCUGCUGCUAUCGGGGUCCUGACGUUGUGCAUGCAGCUCUUUGCUCCUGACGGCGUGCCGGGGUUGGUGAAACCUGGCCUUGCUAAUACUCGGUGCUUCUUUGAAGAUACGCUCCCGUUUUUCUUGUAUUUCUAUGGCCCCAUCGCCUUCUUAUUUGUCUGCAACAUUGCUUUCAUCACCCACACGUUCUGGAUGUAUAGGACGUUUGAACAAAAUUCCUUCGUCCUCAAGAAAAACAGCGCUGAGAACACAGCCUCUGCUAAGAAGACCACAGAGCAAACCCACCGGAAACGAGACGCUGUGUCUGACUUCAAGCAACAGUUCUCUCUGCUCGUCCUCAUGUCGUCCUGCUGGGUUACUGAAGUGUUGUCUUGGCUGAUUCCGCCACCUGAGCUGUGGAGAGUGACGGAUUUGCUCAACUCGCUUCAAGGCUUCUUCGUAUUUUUUAUCUUCGUCGCCAGAUAUAGAUGUAAACGGAACCGCUUGAAGAAAAAGUUUCCGUUGUGCUUCAAGAUGGCUUGACGGCUUGUAAAGUUGCCUGCCAGCGCUGCUGUGAAAACUGAUGUGACGAAUGUAGAUGAAACCUCGUAGCAUCCAAGGCCUCUCCAUAACAAAAUUGUCAUACAAUUGAAUUUUGCACUUUCAAGGGCAUUGAUGUUUCCACCAAUCACUUAGUAAUCUUAAAGCAAUUUACAUAUAAUCAUUACUAUUCAGUCAAUCGACAUACGAUGAUAGUUUACUAAAGUGAUUUUGAUCUUUAAAUACCAAAUAUCUAUAUAUGAUCCUCUUUAAUGGGGUCCUUCACUGAGCUUGACCUGCCAUCUGGUGGCCCUAGUGGAACUACAAAAAAAUUCUGCAUGCGGCGUACGUCCAAAUAAUUUUUCUUACUAGUUUUUCACUAGUAUUUAGAAAUUACAUAUUUUUCUCAUAUCUACAGUAUAGAGAACUUACUGGAAGUAUUUAAGAAAUCGAAAAUUAAAAUAUAUACUUUUCCCAACAUAAACAAUCGUCACAUGCUGUAUUUUUUUUUUUUUUUACAGCUAAGGAGACAGUUCAAGGGCGUAAAGAAAAAAAAAGAAAAAGCCCGCUACUUAAUGCUCCUAAAUAGAGGUCAAAUGAGUGUCCAAAAAGAGAGGUCAAUUUCGUGAGGAGAGGUGUCCUGAUACCCUCCUCUUGAAAGAGUUCAAGUCGUAGGCAGGAGGAAAUACAGAUGAAGGAAGAUUGUUCCAGAGUUUACCAGCGUGAGGGAUGAAAGAGUGAAGAUGCUGGUUGACUCUUGCAUAAGGGGUUUGGACAGUAUAGGGAUGAGCAUGAGUAGAAAGUCGUGUGCAGCGGGGCCGCGGGAGGGGGGGAGGCAUGCAGUUAGCAAGUUCAGAAGAGCAGUCACCAUGAAAAUAUCGACAGAAGAUAGAAAGAGAGGCAACAUGGCGGCGGAAUUUGAGAGGUAGAAGACUAUCAGUAUGAGGAGGAGAGCUGAUGAGACGAAGAGCCUUGGACUCCACUCUGUCAAGGAGAGCUGUGUGAGUGGACACCCCCCACACACAUGAGAUGCAUACUCCAUACGAGGUGCGGACAAGGCCCCUGUAAAUGGAUAGCAACUGUGCGGGGGAGAAGAACUGGCGGAGACGGUACAGAACGCCCAGCCUCGAGGAAGAUGAUUUAGUAAGAGAUGAGAUAUGAUGUUUCCAGGUGAGAUUUUGAGUUAAGGAUAGACCGAGGAUGUUUAGUGUUGAAGAAGGUGAUAGCUGAGUGUUGUCAAAGAAUAGGGGAUAGUUGUUUGGAAGAUUGUGUCGAGUGGAUAGAUGGAGAAACUGUGUUUUUGAGGCGUUGAAGUACAACAGGUUCUUCUUGCCCGAAUCGGAAAUAAUAGUAAGGGUAUGAGGCUAAGCGUUCUGUUGCCUUUAGCCUUAAAUCGUUAAGUUCCUGUAGGGCGGGCCUUCUAUUAAAAGAAGUUGAGUAACGCAGAGUGGAGUCAUCGGCGUAAGAAUGGAUAGGACAGUUCGUUUUGGAAAGAAGAUCAUCAAUGAACAACAGAAAGAGAGUCGGAGAUAGGACAGAACCCUGUGGGACACCACUGUUAAUAGGUUUAGGGGAGGAACAGUGACCGUCUACCACAGCAGAAAUAGAACGGUCAAAAAGGAAACUGGAGAUAAAGGUACAGAGAGAAGGAUAGAAACCGUAGGAGGGUAGUUUGGAAAGCAAAGAUUUGUGCCAGACCCUAUCAAAAGCUUUUGAUAUGUCCAAUGCAAUAGCAAAGGUUUCAGCGAAACGGCUAAGAGAGGAUGACCAAGGGUCAGUUAGGAAGGCAAGGAGAUCACCAGUAGAACGCCCCUUGCUGAACCCAUACUGGCGAUUAGAUAGAAGUUCAGAAGUGGAAAGGUGCUUUUGAAUCUGCCGGCUAAGGAUUGAUUCAAAAGCUUUAGAUAGACAAGAAAGUAAAGCUAUAGGACGGUAGUUUGAGGGAUUGGAACGGUCACCCUUCUUAGGCACAGGCUGUAUGAAGGCAUAUUUCCAGCAGGAAGGAAAGGUAGAUGUUGUUGACAGGCAGAGGCGAAAAAGUUUGACCAGGCAGGGUGACAGCACGGAGGCACAGUUUUUAAGGACAAUAGGAGGCACUCCAUCAGGUCCAUUAGCCUUCUGAGGAUUGAGGUCAGAGAGGGCAUAGAAAACAUCAUUUUGAAGAAUCUUAAUAACAGGCAUAAAAGAGUCAGAGGGGGGAUGAGUAGGAGGAAUAUGCCCAGAAUCGUCCAGAGUAGAGUUUUUAGAAAAAGUUUGAGAGAAGAGUUCAGCCUUAGAGACAUAUGAGACGGCAGUGUUGCCGUCAGGACUGAGGAGUGGAGGGAAAGAUGAAGAAGUGAAGAUGGAGGAGAUGUUUUUGGCUAGAUGCCAGAAGUCACGGGAAGAGUUAGAGAAAGCAAGGUUUUGGCAUUUUCUAUUAAUGAAAGAGUUUUAUGUUAGUCGGAGAAUAGAUUUGGCACGAUUCCGGGCAGAAAUGUAAAGUUCAUAGUUCGCAUUAGUUCGAAGGCUCUGGUACCUUUUGUGAGCUGCCUCUCUAUCAUUGACAGCACAAGAACAAGCGUGAUUAAACCAAGGCUUUUUAGCGCGAGGAGUAGAGAAAGUACGUGGAAUGUAUGCCUCCAUUCCAGAGACAAUCACCUCUGUGAUGCGCUGAGCACACACAGAGGGGUCUCUAUCCUGGAAGCAAUAAUCAUUCCACGGGAAAUCGGAAAAGUACAUCCUCAGGUCGUCCCACCGAGCUGAAGCAAAAUGCCAGUAGCAUCGCCUCUUCGGUGGGUCCAGAGGGUGUACAGGAGCGAUAGGAGAGGAUACAGAAAUAAGAUUGUGAUCGGAGGAGCCCAACGGAGAGAACAGUUUGACUGAAUAAGCAGAAGGGUUUGAGGUAAGGAAGAGGUCUAGAAUGUUGGGCCGGUCUCCAAGACGGUCGGGAAUACGUGUAGGGUGCUGGACCAACUGCUCUAGAUCGUUAAGGAUAGAAAAGUUGUAGGCUUGUUCACCAGGCUGGUCAGUGAAAGAGGAUGAAAGCCAAAGCUGAUGGUGAACAUUGAAAUCUCCUAGGAUGGAGAUUUCAGCGAAGGGAGAGUGGGUCAAGAUGUGCUCCACUUUAGAGUUCAAGUAGUCAAAGAAUUUUACAUAGUUAGUAGAGUUAGGUGAGAAAUAAACAGCACAGAUGUAUUUAGUAAUAGAAUGACAAUGAAGUCUUAGCCAGAUGGUGGAAAAUUCUCAAGAAUCAAGGUUGUGGGCACGAGAGCAAGUGAUGUCAUUGCGCACGUAGGCGCAACAUCCAGCUUUGGAUUGAAAUGUAGGAUAGAUAUAGUAGGAGGGAACAGAGUAGAGAUUGCUCUCAGUAGCCUCAGAAACCUGUGUUUCGGUGAGGAAGAAGUUCUUUUAAAGCUCCAUAUCGUGAAUGUAAUAUUAUAAGAUGCUUAAGAUGUAUGUAUUAUGAUUUAAAUUAGAUAUAUGAAAUAAGUUUAUAUACUUGCUGCCGGCAGCGUACUAUAUGUUUUACAGCAGUGUAAACAACCUCCCGCGCCCUAAUAAGGUAUAUUCCUUUUUUGCAGGUGUCACUAGCGAUAGGGUCACGGGGCCCACGAAGCUUGAGCUAUUCUUUCAAUUAUUGUAAAUUACCUGUGUUUCUCUGGGACUUUUAACAUUUACACUUCAAUACAAUAAGUGACAUUAUUGUUAAUAAAAAUGUAGCUGAUCA
This is a messenger RNA of Eriocheir sinensis (Chinese mitten crab), 6475 nucleotides long. Its product is annotated as probable G-protein coupled receptor Mth-like 1. Lineage: Eukaryota; Metazoa; Arthropoda; Malacostraca; Decapoda; Varunidae. The coding region runs from base 352 to 2772 and encodes 806 amino acids. Gene Ontology annotation, molecular function: G protein-coupled receptor activity. The transcript is spliced from 8 exons. Gene Ontology annotation, cellular component: membrane. The record is from RefSeq and is a predicted model, not a curated record. Gene Ontology annotation, biological process: cell surface receptor signaling pathway; G protein-coupled receptor signaling pathway.